UACGGACAUCGUUAGCAACGCAGCUGUAAUACACAAUGCGAUGUUUAACGUUUUCGAGGCUAUGCCACUUCGCAUCACGCAUCACACAUUCGAGACGACGCGAAUACAAGACAACACCCUAUAUGCAUCACUUGAGCUAGGCUACGAGAUGCAUAUAAACUCCCCUGCCAUCUCUCCCAGCUCCUCACCAACUUCCUAAGUUCUCACACCACAUUUUCAAGCCCAGGUCCAUCAACCUAUCAUCUUCGGACUACCACAAUCACUUACACACGAAGCUAUUACCCACCAACUACCACAAGCCUAACGGGCGCUCUAAGGACCGCCACAAUCAACCGUAACCCCGUACACCAUCAAGAUGGCCAACUGCAAUCACCGUGUCAUGAACCCGACCGACUCGAGACAACGCGAGAUCAUGCGCGCCUGGCUCCGCGCCGGCAAUCGCAUGCGCGACGGCGUGCACAACCCGGACCCCAACGACGAGCGGUACAAGUUCGGCCACAACAGCACCGGGAACCGCUAUGAAGACCCUACGUGGCGCCGCAUCGUCUCCGGGCAGCCAUCACACGGACAUAGGCGUUUUCACCAGCGUGCCAUUACGGAUGGACGCGAAAGUGCUACGUAUGGAGGCUUGCAUGAUGCGUCUUUCGCAACCAGUGGGGGUCAUGGCAGCGAUGGAUUAGUGACCAGGUUGCAGGCGCUUACAAUAGGCACGGGUACCAUGGAUGGCCAGUCAUCGAUGAUGAGGAGUUCGCGCCAAGGUCCGAGUUUGGGCGGAGUGCAAUCGGGACGAUCGUUCGCAGCGAUCACUGCUCCAGGCGGAGCGAGCAUGAGGGCAGACAUCGGUGGCAACAUGGGCAGCUACAAUGCUGGCGGGACCGCGAACUUCCAGCAGCCCUCGAGAAAGUCGCACAAAGACUCGAUGAUGGCAUCGUCCCGCCAGGGACCUAGUUUAGGCAAUGUGGCAGCUGGAACCAUGACGAUGGCGUCGGAUGGGUCAAUGAUGCGGUCGAGUCGUCAGGGACCGAGUGUAGGUAUUGGGGAUUCAUUCAGAGGGUUGAGUCAGCGCGGAUCUGGACUCGGAAACAUGAGCACGGGUUCUACUAUGCCGGGACGCCGCCGACGAUUCUAGCAAUUAGAGAUACACCGGAACCGGGAGGAAUUAUCUCUAAUCUGAAGGGAAGAGAGUCUAAGCGGUGGGAAAAUUUGUUGAUUGGGACUUUAUAGAUUGAAUGCCGGUAGUAGCUGAGCAAGCCCAUAUGAACCUUGUCUAAGGAUAUAAUGUGUACAGAUACAUCGUUACGUUGAGAUCAAUGCUUGAUAGGGAAUUGAUCUCGGAUCUGCCAUAACCUGAA
Messenger RNA from Pseudovirgaria hyperparasitica, 1352 nucleotides. RefSeq lists its product as uncharacterized. The record is from RefSeq and is a predicted model, not a curated record. NCBI's taxonomy places the organism in Eukaryota, Fungi, Ascomycota, Dothideomycetes, Acrospermales, Acrospermaceae. The transcript has a single exon. Bases 356 to 1129 code for a protein of 257 amino acids.